Xiphophorus maculatus (southern platyfish) is the source of this 2212-nucleotide messenger RNA. It is a transcript of the gene tedc2, whose product is annotated as tubulin epsilon and delta complex 2. The transcript is spliced from 9 exons. The coding region runs from base 339 to 1763 and encodes 474 amino acids. Lineage: Eukaryota; Metazoa; Chordata; Actinopteri; Cyprinodontiformes; Poeciliidae. The record is from RefSeq and is a predicted model, not a curated record.
AAGUUUUAGUUUGUGUUUGGUCGCUUGUUGUAUAAAAAUACAUAGCCUACUACUCGCUCUUAAGAAAUUAUAGAAUUACUGUUGAUUGGUUUAUUUUUACCGAACAUGUAGAUGUUAAACGUAAUAACCAACUGCAGGCGAAACGUAGCUUCCGCAUCCGUUAAGUGAGACUUCGCGGGUAAAGAGUAUUUUAUACAUCAAGAUAUCAACCUGCGGUUUUGAAUGCAUAUUAUGCUUUGUAGUCGUUGAACGUUCAAUUAUUUCCUAUUGUGAGAACCAGACGCUAAGCGGUAUAGUUAGCUUUGUUACGAAAGAACAAACAGACCCACAGAGGAAACAUGUCGCUGCUUUCUGCGGUAGAGGAGGCUAUCAAGACCUAUAAGGCCGAACAAGUCAAGCUUAACCGCAGCAUUCAAUUUCACCGAGAAAUUUUACAUAGUCUGAUACCACAACCAGAGGCAGGCUCUGAAGAAGCAGAAUUAGCAGACAAUGCUGCUGCAGAAGCAGAGUCCUCGCCAGGGGAGAAGGAAGAUAUAGAACUGCUUGAGCAAGCACUGGAAAAAGCUCUUCGGGUCCGCACUGGCACAGAGGUCUCUAAGCAAGACUCCAGCAAAAGAAAACUAUCCACAACUAAAGAAACAGAAUGCAUGCCAGCUCUAUCAGCAGUGACUAAAGAUAAUCAGCCAACCAGCAAGUCAAGUAAAAAGUCUGCCAGCCUUCACAGAAAAGGGCACAAAAAGCCAAGUGUUUCACAUAGCUCAAGGCCUUCAGCGGGCCAUAAACCAGCACAGUCCAAAAACAGAACCCAACACCAUCCCUCCUCAGCUGCUCAUGCCGGGCAUCACCAGCAGACUGUCUUGGCAGGGUUUGAAUCUCCUGAUCAAAUCACAGCUUUGCUCUCGAAAAACAAGACGGUCAGAAGCAAUAUGCCCCGAGACGAUGGGCUGAGCAAAUUUGCAUCUGUCCCCAUGCCUUCUUCAGAUCACAUGUCCUUUUCAGGGACAGAUGGAUCUGGGGUCAGCAGUUUGCAUCAACACAACGGGGGGCGUCCUGAGCAAAUUGCAAAAUGGAAAUCUUUAAGGAGCAAACAAAACAGAUUGUUGGACAAAGUUAUUGCUUUACAGAGGAACCCGGAGCCUGGGAGGAGUCGCUUCAUACAGAGAAUGAGGACGACGUUUCCUAGUGAUUGGCCAAGUGGAAGUCCAGAUGAGACCAGGUUUCAGCUCCACAGACUAACCGAAGAAGCAUUCAACCUUGCACAUCUUUGCCAGACCGAGAAGAUUCUUGUCAAUGAGGUGCCAGAAAUGGACACUGAACUUCCGAGUGGUAAGCAGACCAAGUCCCAUUCCGACCUGACACCAGCAGGGUUGCAGCUGGCAGCUGCAGAGCUCCAUGUCCUGGCAGAUAAAGUGAAGCAAGAGUUGAAGGCAUGGGAUCGAUGGAGGCCAGAGGGAGGGUGUCUUUGCCCGUCUGAGGCAGCUGGCCUGUUUGCAGAUGGGGCGGCUUCACCUCUGCCCCUGACCAUAACCUACAGCACACAGCAGGAGCUACAACAGCUGGAGGAGCUGCGGAUGAGAGUGGCACUGCUGCAACAAGAGACUUACUUUGAACAGGUUCUCUUGGACUCUCUGUCCCCUCAGUUUUCAUCCAUCGGACCUGGACCUGGAUGUCCCGGUCCAAGUACGCUCAGAGACAUGUACUCCCUGCUGGGUGAGGGAGGGGAGCGUUUUGCUGCGAUUGUCCAGGACUCUGAGCAUGAAUGACAGCUGAGGUGGUCACACUGGGAGUAAACAAAAAAGCUUAGCAGCAGGUAUGGUUACAUGAGGCACCUAUUAGCAUACGGUAGUGCAUUGAAAACCCAAUAGUCACUUCUUGUUGAAAGAUUAGUUGAACCACAGUAUAAUAAAACAUUAAUAAAUCAUACUGAAAUCUCUAUUAAAGUUUCUCCAGUAAAUUAAAAUGUAUAUUUGUGUGAACUCUGAUUGAUGACCUAUCUUUAACACAUCUGAGCUCCUCCUUAACUCCUGUGAGCCUAUGACUGAUUAAUGUUUUUGAAUUUUUUCUUUUUAAAUAUCACCAGAUAUGAAUGAAUAUAUGGACAAAUACAGUUAAUGUUACUGAUAUGUGCUUAUUUUUAUAAGCUAUUUUUUUUUCAUAAAUCCAUGCUUUAUGAAUAAAUUAUUUAACACAUUUUGUUAUAUUCCAUUUCCAA